GAGAGGGAGGAGGAGGAGGGGGAGGGGAGGGCGGAGAUGGGGCGUCCUCUCGUGGUUCUCGUUUGCGGGAGCCUCGUCUACUACCACUGCGCUUAUCGAGAGUCGAGCAUCCUCUCGCUGGUCUCCGACGUCCUCAUCGUCCUCCUCUGCUCCCUCGCCAUCCUCGGCAUGCUCUUUCGCCAGAUGAACAUCUCUGUACCUGUGGAUCCUCUUGAGUGGCAAAUAUCUCAGGAUACUGCAAAUGGUAUUGCAGCAUGCUUGGCUAAUACAAUAGGCGCAGCGGAAUCUGUCUUGAGGGUGGCUGCAACAGGACAUGACAAGAGGCUGUUCUUUAAGGUGGUCCUUAGCCUGUAUGUCUUGUCAGCUCUAGGUCGUUUGGCGUCAGGUGCAACAGUCGCUUAUGCAGGAUUGUGCUUGUUCUGUUUAUACAUAUUUGCGCAAAGCUUCCAAUCGGUCAGCAAAUUUGCUUCUCGGUAUUGGAGGAGAAGGGACUUGAUAUCUGGAGCUCAAGAUGCAAUGUAACAUGUCAGUCAUGUUCAAAUAACCUUGUAUCAUAUGUUGACUGCAGAUGCAUUAAUUUCAAAAUUUCAAUGUAAUUGUUACCUUUAGA
This is a messenger RNA of Asparagus officinalis (garden asparagus), 610 nucleotides long. RefSeq names its product reticulon-like protein B22. The coding region runs from base 37 to 522 and encodes 161 amino acids. Lineage: Eukaryota; Viridiplantae; Streptophyta; Magnoliopsida; Asparagales; Asparagaceae. The record is from RefSeq and is a predicted model, not a curated record. The transcript is spliced from 4 exons.